CAAAGUCCGACUUGAACCACCAAUUCCAUUUGGUUUCUCAACUGUUUUUUUCAAUCAGCCAAGAAAUAAAUAAAAAAAUCCGGCAACGCCAUGACCGUGACAGUCGCAGCUCUCACCAUAUCAUCUCCUCCGAGUGUCUCCAGCAAACUAAAACGACGAUCCCGUUAUGAUCCAAACUCCUUUUAUGCCAAACCACAUCAUUUUCGCCUUCCUAUAAUCACAUGCUCCUCCCUCACCGCCCAAUCGCAAUCCGCCAGACGACACCUCCUCAAUCUCAUCUCCGAUCAAGACCGGGGCCUCAAAACCCAAAACGACACCACAAAACGCGAUUCAAUCAUCAAAGCCAUCGAUGACAUGGCUGUCCUGGGCCGCGACACGGUCACCACUGGCGUCUCCCUCUCAGCCACGUGGCGGCUCCUUUGGACCACCGAGAAAGAGCAGCUCUUCAUAAUAGAGAAGGCUUACCUGUUCGGUACUCAAGCCGGCGACGUUUUGCAGGUCAUUGACGUCCAGAACAAGACUCUCAACAACGUGAUUACCUUCCCCCCUGACGGAGUUUUCUUUGUUCGCUCUAGCAUUGAGGUUGCGUCGUCUCAGAGAGUGAAUUUCAAGUUUACGAGCGCUGUUCUCAGGGGGAAAAACUGGGAGAUCCCAUUGCCUCCAUUUGGGCAGGGUUGGUUUGAGACUGUCUACCUUGAUGACGAGAUUCGAGUUGUGAAGGAUAUCAGGGAUGAUUAUUUAGUUGUCGAGCGUGCUCCAUAUAACUGGAAAGAAUAAAGUUGAAGGACUUUGUCUCUCAUUAUAAUCAAAUGUGAACGUUGCAUGGAUUGGCUUCUGCUUCCGAAUAUUUAUCUGCAGAAUUCAUGUCCUCUUCACUGUUGUGCCGGUGACAAACAAUGACACGCAGUGUGUAUUUAACAAAACAUAUAUGGUUUAUGUGAAUAUUUUCCAGAGUUGAAGCACAAAAUCGGAGCACAGCCUUAUACGAGCUGAUUACUACUUGCUUCCAAGUUAAUGCUUGAGAGUCCAUUUUGUAUUAUUUUUGCUUCAUGCACAUAGGAUUAAAUUGAAUUGAUUGACUAGGUUCAAGAAUUUUCAUUUCCACUCA
Molecule: messenger RNA, 1108 nt
Organism: Hibiscus syriacus
Lineage: Eukaryota; Viridiplantae; Streptophyta; Magnoliopsida; Malvales; Malvaceae
Product: probable plastid-lipid-associated protein 11, chloroplastic
Exons: 4
Coding region: 91-777 (228 amino acids)
Source: RefSeq, a predicted model, not a curated record